This is a messenger RNA of Myxozyma melibiosi, 868 nucleotides long. RefSeq names its product ubiquinol-cytochrome c reductase complex 14 kDa protein. Gene Ontology annotation, biological process: mitochondrial electron transport, ubiquinol to cytochrome c. Lineage: Eukaryota; Fungi; Ascomycota; Lipomycetes; Lipomycetales; Lipomycetaceae. The record is from RefSeq and is a predicted model, not a curated record. The transcript has 2 exons. The coding region runs from base 223 to 612 and encodes 129 amino acids.
AGCAUAACUGAGCAGCACAGUGUGCAUUGGCUGGCAGCCAAUCAGCGCCGGUGAAAUGCAAAGAGACGACGAGAGUCGCGCACGCCUCGGAAGCUCGAGAGCGAAAGAGCGGCGCCUCAGAAAAACGAAGAGCUUCACCACAUCUCUUUUCUUGUCUUCUCUCUGCACAUCUCAUCUGCAGGUUUAUCUCUCUGUUUACAGACACAUUUUAAUUCAGCUACAAUGUCAGGUUUUUUGCGGUCGUUUGGCCUGGCCAACAUGGUCACGUCCAAGUCGCAGGGUCUUGCGAAGCUCGUCGUUCCCCUUGCUGGAUUCCUUGAAGAGAUCAACGGAUACCGGAAGCUUGGAUUGAGAUACGACGAUCUGAUCGCCGAGGAAUCCCCCGUUGUCCAGAAGGCCAUCAACAGACUGCCGCCCAAGGAGUACUACGACCGAGUUUUCCGAAUCCGACGUGCUCACCAGCUCUCGCUCAUGCACCAGCUCUUGCCCAAGGAGGAGUACCUCAAGCCCGAGGACGACAUCAGAUACCUCACUCCCUACAUCCUCGAGGCCGAGGCUGAGGCGAAGGAGCGCGAGUACUUCGACAGCGCGACCGUCGUCAUCAAGAAAUAAAUUUCCGGACCCCGAGCUGCAUGUUCGAGACUUCAAUCACGGCUCUAUGUCUCUUCUUUCUCCAAAGGACGAGUCUGGGAUGAACAAACGAACGAACCAAAUUGACAAAUAGAAGCAUUAAAAAAUCAAAUAUUGGGAUAUUGGCGUAUGGCAGUAUGAACUGCGCAUGUUUUUAGUUUACAAUUUAUUUGAUGUGUUACAUCUCAUAAUAGCAAGAAGAUGAAUUCUCCAACAAUAUACAUGCAAACUUUUUCAU